AUGUCCCGACCCAAUACCAUCUUUGGUGGUGCCCUAAUAGGCACUAGCUUCACCACCCCAGAGCAAGUUCAAGAACUUCUUGACCAACUAAAGGUCCUGGAGAUUGACCGUAUCGACACUGCAGCCCGGUACUCGCCCACGAACCCAGGCGCUUCGGAGAGGUUGCUUGGUGAGACGCAAGCCGUGAAGCAGAAUUUCAUUAUCGACACGAAAAUCAAUACCGUGGGAACCUCCAGUGGCGAUGGCGCGGGGACACUUGCUCCAGCUGCUAUUGAGAAUUCCAUUACCGAAAGUUUUGGUCGACUGCAACUGGAAAAAGUGAACGUCCUUUAUUUCCAUCAGCCGGAUCCGCAGACACCCAUCUCGGAACAAGCUGCUGCAAUUCAUGAACAAUAUUUGAAGGGCCGCUUUGAAAAGUUCGGGUUGUCAAAUUUUCCAACGGAGAUGGUGGCAGCGUUUCUCGCCGUUUGCGAGGACAAGAACUAUCUGAAGCCGUGCGUGUACCAAGGUCUAUAUAAUCUCCUGAGCCGGGAGACUGAAGGAACACUUUUCCCACUACUGCGGCAACACGGUAUCGCAUUCAAUGCCUAUAGUCCUCUCGCAGGCGGUUUUCUAACAGGGCGAGCAACCCGCGGCGAUAUCGAGGGCACACGAUUCGCACCAGGAAACCAAGUCUUUGGGAGAUUGAAUACCAUGUACGACAAGCCCGAGAUGCAUGCCGCGAUAACCGACCUCCAGGACACGAUCGAGCCACUCGAGAUCACUGGAUCCGAGGCGUGUCUUCGGUGGAUCUAUUACCAUUCCAUUUUGCGUGAGGGUGACGGGGUGAUCCUGGGAGCGAGCAAAAUACCCCAGAUUGUGCAGAAUGUGGAGCAUCUGGCUAAGGGGCCUUUGCCGGAGGAGGUUGUGCUGAAGAUUGACUCGCUCCGGGACCAGCUUCGCUGA
Penicillium alfredii is the source of this 945-nucleotide messenger RNA. Its product is annotated as aldo/keto reductase family protein. Bases 1 to 945 code for a protein of 314 amino acids. The record is from RefSeq and is a predicted model, not a curated record. The transcript has 3 exons. Lineage: Eukaryota; Fungi; Ascomycota; Eurotiomycetes; Eurotiales; Aspergillaceae.